This is a messenger RNA of Anopheles maculipalpis, 2526 nucleotides long. RefSeq names its product protein KRI1 homolog. Lineage: Eukaryota; Metazoa; Arthropoda; Insecta; Diptera; Culicidae. Bases 1 to 2490 code for a protein of 829 amino acids. The transcript is spliced from 2 exons. Gene Ontology annotation, cellular component: nucleolus; 90S preribosome. Gene Ontology annotation, biological process: endonucleolytic cleavage in ITS1 to separate SSU-rRNA from 5.8S rRNA and LSU-rRNA from tricistronic rRNA transcript (SSU-rRNA, 5.8S rRNA, LSU-rRNA). The record is from RefSeq and is a predicted model, not a curated record.
AUGGGUGAUAAAUUAAAAUUAUUCGACGAAUCUGAUCAUGAAGCUGAGUCGGAUGAAGGUGAACUGCGAACGAAUGCAAGCUAUGCCAAGCAUUACGAUGAAUUCCGAAAGAAGGAGAUACUUGGACAGCUGAAAAACUUGAAGGAAGAACUUGGUUCGUCCGAUUCCAGCGAUGACGAAACGACCGACGACGAGAUAGUGGAUCCAGAUUUCGACAAAGAGUUCUUUCGGACACUCGCCUUUUUGAAGCGGAAGGAUAAGGACAAAUACACCGAACGGCAGACGUUCUUCGAAAAUGUGAAGCCUAUCGAGGAAGUGGCACUAACCAAGCGGCACCACAAGGAGAAACCCAUGACUGUAAAAGACUACGAGCGAAAGGUGAUGCUCGAAAGGGGUGGCGUGUUUGAGGAUGAGAAUGAAGAUGGCCCAAUACGGGUACGGUCCGGUUCACCAACAAUGGUGGAGGAAGAGAAAAAGAUUAAAGACGAAAUUAAGCAAGCGCUAAGCAGGAUCGGUGAUGAGGAAAGUGAUGAUGAGGAGGUACUGCAGGGCAAGGGUGGUGGUUUGUUACAACAGCGAGUGAAAAGUGCCGCCGAAACUGAAAAAGAACAGUCAGAUUACAUUGAAUGGCUGGCGGACAAAAAGGCACAAGAACCACCGAGCGAAGACGUUAAGGUGCUGGAACCGUUGAAGCACUUUUGGAGCAACGAAAAGCUAUCUAAAGAGGACGCCUUUCUCAAGGAUUAUAUUCUCAACAAACGGUUCGUACAGAGCAGUGGAGAGGUGCCCACUUACGAUGAGAUAGUGGCCACCUCGGAAGAUGAAGAGGAGCUGGAAAAGCAGGAAGAUUAUGAGCGAAAGUAUAACUUCCGGUUUGAAGAGCCCGAUGCCGACUUCAUCAAGCAGUAUCCCCGUACGGUGGAGGAUUCGUUGCGUGUGGAACGCAACAAACGGAAGGAACAGCGGCAGGUGUUGAAGGAGCGAAAGGAGAAGCUAAAGGAGCAGCAAAAGCGUGAGCUCGAAGAACUGAAGGCGAUUAAGUUGAGGGAAAUUCGGGAGAAAAUUGAGCGUUUGAAGAAAAUAGCGGCAACGGAAAAUUUGGCCAUGAACGAGGAGGAUUUGGAGUCGGAUUUUGAUCCGGAUGAGCACGAUCGACGCAUGAAAGCGAUGUUUAAUGAUGAAUACUAUGGGGUAGAUGAAGGAGAUCAGAAGCCCGAAUUUCCCGAACUGGAUCAGGAGCUGGGUGUGGAAAAUUACGACGUCGAGCGGUUGGAUGAUGAAUACGUGGAAGAUGACUAUGGCCCUCACUGUGAGGAUGAUGAUUUCGUAAUGGAUUGUGAGUACGAAGAAAAAAUGAAGGAGGCCAAACAUGCUAAAGAUGCACACCAAAAGGAACUGUUGGAAGCGACGGUAGGGAAGGGCAAGAAAAAGGGCCGCCGACAGUCUAAGUUCCGCGAGGCGCUUAAAGCUGAGAAACCAUUGUUUGAUCCGGAAGAUGAAAAGACGUACGGUGAGUACAUCGACGAGUACUACAAGCUAGACUAUGAGGACAUGAUCGGGGAUACACCGUGUCGCUUUCGGUACGUCGAAACGGUACCGAACGAUUUCGGGCUGAGCGUGGAGGAAAUAUUGGCGGCAAACACUCGCGAUCUUAACAAGUGGGCUAGCGUGAAGAAAGCGGUACAAUUGCGUCCCAAGCACGUGGAGCUAAACGAGAUCGAAAUGUAUCGUCGCAGAGCUGCGAAUGAAAAGAUGAAGCGAAAACUUUUGCCCAGUUUGUAUGCUGAGCACGAGGAGGAUCAGUUGGACGAAGAAAUUCGGGACAAUAAGAAAAAGAUUGAAAUUGUUGAGCCGAAAGCGGUAACGAAUGGUGCUGAGUUAAAAAUCAAACAAGAGAAAGACACAGACAGCGUGCCAGUGAAGAAAAAGAAAGUGAAAAAAGAAAAAUUGUCCAACACCGAGAAUGGUUCAGGAUCAGUUCCUACCGAGGAAGAUGCAGGAAUGAGUAUCAAAACCGAAAACAAAGGAGAAGAAAAGUCUACUCCUAAGAACAAGAAAAAGAAAAAUAAGAAACAAACCCCUGGAAAUGUAAAAUCACAAGAAGCAAACCCGACUGGCAGUUGGAAAGUUACCGACAUGAAAGCAAAUUCAGAAAAAUCAAUAGAAAAGUCCACCAACUUCCCGAAAGCACAGCAUAAUGCUAAAUAUGAACAAAAAAGAAAAUGGGAAAAGAUGGGUGACGAAUCCAAAACAAAUGAACAACGGAAUGGUGGUACGAAAAAGCCACGCUUUGAGGAUGCUGCCUCAAACAGUGGUCACAAAUGGCAUGGAAAUAAUGCUGGUGGUCGAAAGAAAGAGGAAAACGCAAUCGAUCAGCGGUUGCGAGCGUUCGGAUUGAAUCCCAACAAGUUCCGCAAUAAGCAUACGUACAAUCGCAGUCAAUCGCAGCAAAAUGGGAAAAAAGUGAAUAAAAUUACAAAGUUUGAGUAAAAUAACGCUCAUUCGAGUGCGAUGGUUGUUAUAAAA